AGGCGGGAGCGAGUAUCGACGAGAGUCAGGACGACAACAAAGAAACAUGAAAGCUCGGACGAGGAGGAUUUUGACGAGGAUGAAGGAGACUACGAUCAGGAGGAAGUUAUUCUCGACCCGGAGGAGGAGAAGGCGCUGGCCAUGUGGUCUGCCCCCGAGCAGCCACGACGGACCCUGGCCGACAUCAUCAUGGAGAAGAUUAAGGAGAAGGAGAUGGAGAUGGCGCGUGAGGGUCAGGAGGGACCUCCUUUGCAGAGGCUCAACCCGAAGGUGGUUGAAGUCUACCGCGGUGUGGGAAGACUGCUCGCCAAAUACAAGUCGGGCAAGCUGCCCAAGGCGUUCAAGAUGGUGCCCACACUCACCAACUGGGAAGAGAUCCUCUACCUCACCGAGCCAGACCACUGGAGCCCGGUCGCCGUGGCGGCCGCCACCAAGAUCUUCGCGUCCAACCUCAACGCCAAGAUGGCCCAGCGAUUUUACAACCUGAUCCUGCUGCCCCACGUGAGAAACGACAUGGAGCAGAACAAGAAGCUCAACUGGCACUUGUACAUGGCGCUCAAGAAGUCCGUCUUCAAGCCGGCCGCCUUCUACAAGGGCAUCGUGCUCCCUCUCUGCGAGUCGCGAAACUGCACUCUCCGAGAGGCCACCAUCGUGGCGAGUAUCAUCGUGAAGGUCUCCAUCCCCGCCCUCCAAUCCGCCGUUGCUCUUCUUAAGAUUGCCCAGAUGGAGUACUCUGGCGCCAACAGUAUCUUCAUCCGCGUCUUGCUCGAUAAGAAGUAUUCGCUUCCGUACCGAGUGAUCGACGCUCUGGUGGACCACUUCGUCGGCUUCAUCAAGGAGGAGCGAAUGCUGCCCGUGCUCUGGCACCAGGCCCUCCUCGUGUUUGUGCAGAGGUAUAAGGAAGACAUGACGCCCAACCAAAAGGCGCAGGUGAAGCAGCUCAUCAAGCACCAGGGUCACCACACCAUCACCGGCGAAAUCCUGCGCGAGCUCAACGAAUCCAAGAGCAGAGGCGAAGGCCAGCCCAGCGCCGAC
This is a messenger RNA of Acanthamoeba castellanii str. Neff, 1035 nucleotides long. Its product is annotated as Bystin, putative. Gene Ontology annotation, molecular function: snoRNA binding. The annotation marks the transcript as partial. The transcript is spliced from 6 exons. The record is from RefSeq and is a predicted model, not a curated record. Gene Ontology annotation, biological process: rRNA processing. Gene Ontology annotation, cellular component: nucleolus; cytoplasm; preribosome, small subunit precursor. NCBI's taxonomy places the organism in Eukaryota, Discosea, Longamoebia, Acanthamoebidae.